This is a messenger RNA of Cloeon dipterum, 3140 nucleotides long. RefSeq names its product protein zyg-11 homolog. Gene Ontology annotation, cellular component: Cul2-RING ubiquitin ligase complex. The coding region runs from base 233 to 2596 and encodes 787 amino acids. The record is from RefSeq and is a predicted model, not a curated record. Lineage: Eukaryota; Metazoa; Arthropoda; Insecta; Ephemeroptera; Baetidae. The transcript has 15 exons.
CGGCCCAAUCAGCUGUCGUUUCUCAUCACAACAUUGACACCGACCAUAAUGGAGUGAUGAGUGUUUUGCCAGCUAAAAUCACUCGCAUUUCGCGCAUUUCCCGAGCGUCGCCAGCAACCUCCACCUUGCAGCAGAUUCCUGCAACUUGGUCCAGCGCAAUGGCUCGUCAAUGGCAGCGCUGCUAGGCUCUGGGAAUUAAUUCCAUUCACUGAAGGAACGAGUUGCGACCAAGAUGAGCAAGUACAAGUCACCUGGUACCCUGCAAAAUGCCUGCAUCAGCUUCAUCUGCGAAAACCUGGAAGAAUUGUGUUAUCUAGUCCCGCCAGCCUCGGAGUCGUGCGAAAACUCCACUCACCAUGGUGCAUCUCCGUAUCCAGGACCGAGCAAGUGCUGCGGUUGCUCGAAAGAGUCGACCCACCGGCUUCGGUUCCGGUCAGGACUCCGGCUGCACUCGGACCUGGCCUCGAGGCUCCUGUUUGAGCUGUGCGAAAGCAGAAAGCUGUGCGACACCGCCCUCACGCUGUUUGACACCAACGUGACCCUGCUUAAGAAGAUCCAGCUGAGAAACAUCAAAAACACCUACGUCACAGCCAAGGGGCUUCGAAUGCUCAAGAGCCACAAGCUGACUGAUCUGGAAAUAACUGGCUUGACUCAAGCAACGGUGAACGAUCUGCUGGGCUGCGUCGGCGAGUGGACGCUGCAGAAUUUACGUAGCCUCAACGUCAGCAGGGGCACGUUCCUCGACCACUCCAAGUUCUGUGUGGUCGUGUCUCUGUCCAAGCUGAAGGGGCUGCGCUCGCUUGAUGUGUCGUACACAGAGUUCAACAAACAUGGCCUUGAAGUUGUCACCAAUGACCUUCCAAACCUUGAGUCCCUCGACAUUUCGGCCACCAGGGUUGAUGACAUCACGCCACUUAAGAGAUUAAAAGAUCGCCUGCGGUCGCUGUCCAUGUACAAUCUCCGAAUUUCAAGCUGUGAAAACACAGUGGCCGUGCUUCUUGAGCUGAACAAGCUGUACAAACUGGACAUUUCCGAUGAAAAAGACAACCACCCCUUUGAAAUGUUUUCUCCGACCAAAAUUAACGCUACAGAUUUGCUGAAGCACGCUCCAGGAAUUUGGCCAGAUAUGGUGUAUCUGGACGUUUCGGGCAAGGACGACAUCAAUCAUGAUGACCUACUCAACUUCGUCCUGAUGCACCCUAAAAUCCAAUUUCUCGGUCUGCUGAGAACUGGAGCCUGUUACUCUGAAAUUUUCCUGGACAGUAGGUCUGCGCAUUAUCGUCCAGACAUGAUUGUCACAGGAACCGCGGAUGUCAGGCAGAUUUUAGAAGCUCUAAAUCGCUAUGCGUAUCGUCCAGCUUUUGUGCAAAAGUGCCUGUACAAGCUGUUCCGGAUAACCACUAAUAGCAAGGAUCCCCAGAUCGAAUUUCUUAAGGUCGUGCUGCGAGCCAUGAAAACGCACGGUGAUCAAUUCGGGGUGCAAAUGGCGUCGACUGCCUGCUUGUACAACCUGACCAAGGGGGAAAUAGCCAAAGAGAUACACCCCCAGCUGCUGGAAGUUGUAGUCAACCAGACUCUCGGUGCCAUGGAAACAUUCCCCAAUCACUAUCAGUUGCAAAAGAAUACUCUGUUGACAUUAUGCAGCGACCGAAUCCUGCAAGAUGUGAAGUUCGAUAAGUUCCGGUGCGCCCGCCUGGUGAUGGAGUGUCUCUGUGCUUUUGACGACGCCUCAAUGAACAGAAUGAGCGUCGCCAUUUGCUCCAUCCUUGCUGCCAAAAUUUCCACCAAUGAAACUUCUGAGCUUGGCUCCAAACCGGCUUUCAUGAAGAAACUGCUAAGCCUGGUGCGCUCCAAGGUGGAGACCAAGCAGGUCGACAUCACCAUGAAGUUUACCCUGAGUGCCCUGUGGAAUUUGACAGAUGAAUCUCCAAAGACUUGUGAUGUUUUUUUGAAAGAAGGGGGCCUUAACUUGUUCCUCGAGGUCCUCAGCAUCUUCAGAGGAGAGAGUGCUGUCGAGACUAAGGUGCUCGGACUGAUAAACAAUAUUGCGGAAGUGCCGACUCUCAGGAGAAUGCUUAUGGUCGACGUUUUCCUCAUUCAUCUCAGGGAACUUUUGCACUCGGAACAUUUGGAUGUAAGCUACUUCGCAGCUGGCAUCGUAGCUCACCUAGCGAGCGAUGGUGCUGAAACGUGGAGUGUACCUAACAUCAGCAGGAACGACAUGUUGGAGGAGCUGGGCAGCGUUGUCCUCAAGUGGGAGACUCCAGAGGGCGAAAUGGUUGCCUACCGCUCCUUCCAGCCUUUCUUCUCACUGCUCAAGAGUGACACACCGUUUCAGGUGCAACUCUGGGCAGUUUGGGCCAUUCAGCAUGUUUGCACCAAAAAUGCUAAGCGUUAUUGCCCGAUGCUGAUUGAGGAAGGCGGUGACAAUAGGAUGAGGGUGUUGAUGGACUCUGGCAACACGCACUCUUCGGUCAAGGUUGUGUGUAUGUCCAUUAUGGACGUACUAGCCUCAGAAACUGCCUCUCUCUACUUGAUGGAAGCUGAAAAGAUGAUGGAAGAUGUGCAGUCGGAGAACGUGGAAAUGUGCGAGUGAGACACAAGAAAGGCUAUUUUGUUGAUUUGAGCCGCGGCAAACUUCAAAUUAAUGAUUCUUGUUAACUGUGUAUUAGGCAGCCGUUCUUUUGUCUCUCACAAAAGUCUGUUUUAGAUUUACUACGUAACAGUCGACGCUUAAUUUGUUUUGGUUGCUUGAUUUGGUUUCUGAAUGCGGUCGGGAGCAGGAGCUCUCCCCAAGUGAUGCAAGCAACGUGUCGUCAAGUGGGACUUAAGCAAGCACCUCAUUUUUAUACAUUAAUUAAAUAUUGUAGUUGUUAACCAGUACCUCCUUCAUAAUUUAUUAAACCGUUCUUUGAGUUUGGAAAUGUGAUAUUAUAAUUUGGAGAUAUUGCAGUUGAAAAUUUGUAUUGGUCGCCAACUUUGCUUGGUCACCUUGGUCGAUUAGUAUAUAUGUCCACGGAAAAUUUGCAGGUUUCUAUUGUUUACAAAUUAUGCACUUACGCUAAGAGAUUUCUUUAAUUUGCUCUAUUGUCUGCAAAUGUGUAAGUGUACUUUAUGGACAUUAAAAGCUUAUACUUAAA